GCGCCGCUGCCUUUAAUUACAACCUUCACAUUUUACACUGAACUAAGAAAGAAGAGGGAAGCCACACACCGGCACAUCUGAAAGUAUUUCCCGCGAGAUGGACGUGUACUAAAACUACCAGAAAACACCACAGGUUUAUAUUUGUUUUAGCUACACUACAAAACUUAGCUAUAUAUUCCUGCUAUAUUUCCAGAUAUGUGUAUGCUGUGACGUUAUCAGUGACCUGUCUGCUGCAAACCAACCAGAGGGUUUAUUAACUAACACACACACACACGCACACGCACACGCACAACACAGAGGUUAGUUAGUACCAUGGACAGAGAGUGUGUGUCGCUGCUGCCCCGGGUCUGUGAGGUGCUGGGGAACUCGGGGAGGUCUCUGCCCGAUGACACCAGCCUGGAGAAACUGCUGGACUGGUUCACAGGGCUCACUGAAGCUGAGGGAUCUCUGCUGAAGGCCUACCCAUGUCUACUUGAGUUCAUGUCCACUGUGGUUCACAAAACAUCAUCGGACCCCGCGGUCAUCUCCUUCACUCUCAAACUCUCCGGUUUAAUGGCUGCCACUGAGGACGGCUUCAAAAUGCUUCAGGAGUGCUCUGUUCUGGACCUCGCCUUUAACCAUCAGCACUGGCAUGAAGCGGGUCUCUGGGAGGAUCCCUGUAUACGGAUUGGCUGGAUUCAGGGCUUAAGGAGCAUGCUGCAGCACUCAAAGGCUCUCAGUUUCUUCGUACAAGCAGAUUUCAUUGCGCCGCUCCUACGACUCCAGACAGACACAAGUCUAUUUGUUGCCUCGGCUGCCAAUCAAAUGCUCGCCCACAUCCUGCUGUUCUUUCAGCCGGUGUUGUCUGCAGGAUGUAACGGCGUGGGUAAGAAACAUGGGGAUGAGAAGAAGACACAAGCCUCCAUCACAGACAUAGAGACCUCAGUUGUCACCAUGGAAACCAGCCAAGAUUACACUGCUGUUGUCGUGGCGACCUCAAAGUACCUCAAGGAGUCACUGGUUCCCACAGAAAACACACGGCUCCGUCAGAGCCUGCAGACCCUCAAACUGCUGGGCCUGCUCCUGACCCAGGCCAGACCUCGUCUCCGGGACCAGCUGCUCCAGACAGUCGCAGACCCCCUGGAGGAGCUGGUGACAGCCGGCUACAGUCAACUCACGCUGCCUCUGAUGGACAUUGUUCUGGCUGCAUACAGCACCUCCAGCUCUGAUGAACGCGUCCCAGACCGACACGUCACCCGUCUUCUGUCGUCCAUGUUGGCUAUGAGCAAACCCUCUGACCUCAUUCGGGCUGCAGCUGCUUUCCUCCGCAGAGGCCAUCAGGACACUGUCCACACAGCCCGGGCUGUGAGAAUACUACUGCUACCCCUCGACAUAAUAACUGGUCAGGCUCUUCUUGGCACAAACACUGAAGGUAACACACAGAGAUAUACACAUACUCCUGAAAGUGUGUUGUUUAGCAUCUAUGUGGCUUAUACAUUAUCUGUUUCUCUUCCUGCAGUAGAAGAGCAUCAGUUUUCAGUGGUGGAGCAGCUGAAGAGUAAAACCCCCUGCAUCUCUAUCAUCUGUGUCUGUCUGACAAACACACCACAGAUCACGCUCGUGCCUCCCGACUUACUCCCCUGUCCUCCAGCUGUAAUUGUCACUGCAGUUGUGUCAUUGUUAAGGAUCUGCAGUGGCGACUCUUCCUCCUCGCCCACCGGCUGUCCUGAGGUUUUCAGGAAUGUAAUCGGCAGUGGCAAAGUUCAGAAAAGUGCUCUAGAGGCUCUGACGGGUCUCAGCAGCAGCCCAGGAGUGAAAGACAAGCUGAUUGAGGCGUUCACAGUUCUGAUACAGUAUCUGAACAAUCCUGACUCUGACCCCACUGUGCUGCACAAGUCCUACCAGGCCUUAGUGAAGUGGACGAGUGUGUGUAAAGACCUCUCCUCUAUAACAGACGAGCUCAGACGAGAGCUCGCUGAGGUGGUGAAGAAACGUGUGUGUGACAUGCGCUGGGAGGUGAGAGACUCGACUGUGGAGUUUCUGGGAAAACUGGCAGGUGUCGUGAAAUCGGCCGGGGAGGUGCGCGACGGGUCUGAGGCCUUGCUGGGCGGCUGCUGUAGCGCUCCUCUCCUCAGGGAGGCGCUGCAGGAUCCAGAGAGUUACGUGAGAGCCAGCGCCAUCUCUGCACUGGCACAGACACUGGCACACAGCUGGCAGCAGGGGGAAGCACUCACACAGGAGCAGACUGACGUAGUGAGCCGGCUGCUUGAAAUUCUCUCUCAGGACACAGAGGGAUUCGCCAGGAGGGCGGUUGUGCGGUAUUUCAUCGCCUGGUUUUCUUCACGCUCCCCUUCCUCUCUCCUGAUGAACUCUGUGAGCUCCGUCCUCUCUCUGGGCAGCGCUGAUCUGGACUGGGAGGUCAAAGUUCACACUCUGGAGCUGGCUGAGCUGCUGCUGGACGAAGCCCUUUCAGGUCACCGUGGUUACAGGAAGGGCUCAGACUCUCAGCAUGCCCUGUCACACCCGUACGCUGUGGUUUCUGAUCAGACUUACACGCUUCACUCACACACUGGGUCACACACGGAGGAUGUGGAGUCAGAUUUGGCCGCUGUGCUCAACAAUCUGGUCGAGCAGGGAGUCAUCUCAGCGUUAUUGAGUGGUCUGGUCGACUGCGAUAGGCCUGUGGGUCUGAAAGCCUGUCAACUCCUGAUUACGCUCAGAGAGACGGUCUGCCCUAUGUCGUUAGAGGCACUGGAUGCACCUGCUGCCAUGGCAACAGUGGCCAGGGUGUCCUGUGAGCUGCCUGGAUGUGGCUGGGGGCGAGAGAUCAGAAAAAUACUGGGGGUGAAGAAGUGUGAUCAGACUAAAGAGGCAGACAUCGCUGCCGAUGGAGCAGAGGUGGUUGAUUCUGAAGACUGUGGUGAGAUGGGAAAGGACGGUGUGAGAGAGGGAGGAGACAGUGUGUGCGUUGGUGUGUGUGAGGUAUUGAGGUCUCUGGGUUUAGACGCACAGCUGGACAUACUGACUCAAAGCAGCGACCACGUCCAUAACUCUCCCCUCUCUCUGCUGCAGGACAUACUGACUGCGAGUGCCGCACACACUCGUCCAGACACACAACCAGGACAAGAAGUCAUAGUGGACUGUUACUGAGACACACACACACACACACACACACACACACACACACACACACCCUUAUGUUAGUUUGUUAUCAGUGAUGAACAACACAUGUAAAUCAUGCUACAUUUGCCUCCACGUUGUUCUGAUAUGUUGGUUGCUUGAGUCAAUAUUACAGCUCCAUUAAAUACCAAGCUGGGAGUUGUCGAUCGUUGUUGCAUUUUUUACGAUAUGAUAUUAAAUCUUGAUUGGUCUUUAAUAUAUUGAUACAGUGCAGUAGCAUUUAUCUUUACUUCCAGCAGAGGUCAGUCACAAUUCACCAGUACAGUUCUGCAGAGGCCUAAAACUGAGACCUGACCAGACCUGAACUAAUGGAUUUACAACCCAACUUGAUGCUUUAUUUCAUCCAUUACUCACCAUUGGCUCAAGGCUGAGCCCCGCCGGGGCAUCCAGACGUGGGUGGAGACGAUCGGCACGGUCACACCUCGUCUACAGAGACCCUGUAGCAAAAGCAACACAUCAGCAGUAGCUUCAUUCCUGCACAGCUGAUGUAGAAAGUUGUGUUGAUUACAUACAGAUGUGCGUGAGAUAGAUGACCCAAAAAAAAAACCCAAAAAACAGCUGAAAUGUGUCCUGUGUGGAAAGUCGGUCAAGAGAAAGAAAGAGAAAAAUAAUACUGUAGCUUUUAAAAUAAACAAACGUACAUGUUUUGUUGGGACCUUUGUCAGGUAGCAGACUUUUAUAUUACUGUUUCUUACAAAUCAAUUACGUCUGUUACAUAUUGAUGAACAGUUUAAUGAAAACAUCACUCCUGCUGAGAUCUGUCCAUCCAACUUUCUAUGCACAAAUUAAUUGUUGUAAAUAAAUGUACAGUUUAAUCUUUGUGAAAUUGGUGCAAUUUCUCUGCUUAUCCAUCAGCACAAAGCUGUUUGGACCGACACCACCCCUCCCACUACUUCCUCUGUAUCUGUGCUGCUGUUGACAGCUGAAUGAAAUGCAGGUGAAGUCACCUCACACAGUAAAUGUAUAAAUACAGUAGUUCAAAUAAGAAUUAGAAUUGGACGAUUAAAUUAUAAUUAAACAAUGUACAAUACCACCGCAAGUUAUACUGCAGAGACGUGAGGUUGUAGUGGGAAUAUGAGACCAGCAUCACAGAAAAGGACAUUCACUGGUAUGGCUUCAAGUUUUUUUCCCUAGUUUAAAGAAUCAGCUGUUGGUUUUACCGUGUUCUUUAUAAGAUAAAAACGACUGAGCAAGUGAAUCUGCCAGAAGCACCUGCUUUGCAAAGACUUGUGAUAAUCACAGGUCACACACACUCCAGGUCUUCACACU
Molecule: messenger RNA, 4428 nt
Organism: Seriola aureovittata
Lineage: Eukaryota; Metazoa; Chordata; Actinopteri; Carangiformes; Carangidae
Gene: brat1
Product: BRCA1-associated ATM activator 1
Exons: 11
Coding region: 313-3129 (938 amino acids)
Biological process (GO): positive regulation of protein phosphorylation; DNA damage response; cell population proliferation
Cellular component (GO): nucleus
Source: RefSeq, a predicted model, not a curated record